AUGAUGGAUGAUUCCUUGCAACAAUUACUUGAUGCCGCUGAACCAGAGUUCCCAACGCAAAAUGCAAUCAUCCUGUCCACCACAACCGUGGGAUCAGGCUCCGAUAGCGCUGCUGAGCUCAACCAUAGCAAAUUAGAGGCUGCCAUGACCCGACGGCGUCCGGCUCCCAGAGGCACAGCAGCCUAUCCGCGCAAGCGGGCAAACCGCGCGUGUCAGGUGUGCAGAGCCCGAAGAACGAAAUGCGAUAACAAGAAGCCGUCGUGUUCGUUCUGCGAGAAAGUGGGUGCUAAGUGUAUCACGAGUCCGACGGACCUGUCGUCCUUUGAUCCUGCGAGCCUCGCCAUCUUGGAUCGCCUCGAGCAGCUGGAGAAAUUGAUCCGGGAGAAGCCGUUGGAAGUGAAUGUGCAUCCAGCACCACCGUCAGUUGAACAAUCAGCUUUAAGCUAUGGUUCACCACCUCCCGACCUCCAAUUCGGACCGGAUCUCAGUACAGUCACCAUUGAGACCGUGCUGGCCUGGGAUGUAUUUCAAGGCCGCUUCGAUCACCAGUUGGACAUCAAAUCAGUCCUCAAGAAUUAUGAAAUGCCACCUUCGCCGAUGACUUCUCCUGUCGGUGAAGCCAUUCCAUUGAUCAACAGUUUAGAGCUCGGAUCCUGCAAUAGGCUGCUCGAUAGCUUCUUGAGCCGUGUGCACAUUGCCAAUCCGAUUCUAGAUGUUGAGUUGAUACGUAGCUAUGUGAACAAUGCCUGUUUGCAUGGCGUUGGUUGGGACGCUCAAUCAUGCCUAGUGCUCCUUGUAUGCGCUCUAGGCUCUAUUGCCGAAGCAUUCCACGGCCUCCACCCACACACAUCUCUCAUGACGAGAAACAGCCCUAGCUUCGGAUUGGCCAAAGUCUUCUUCGAAGCUUCACAGAAACGUAUUGGAUUACUAAUGCGUGGCAGCGGAGUCCUUGAAGCCCAAUGUUUCUUCUACUCUGGUGUUUAUCUAAUGACUAUACAACAGCCCAUGGAUGCAUGGAGACAUUUCGUCCAAGCUGCUGCAAUCUCACAGGGGUUUGACUUUCUGAGGAGAUCCCUCACUGCCGACAUGUUGAUCGGCGACAGUUUGCAGCGGGAGCGAGCUUCACAAGAGAGCAUUUAUUGGACUUGUUUCAAGUCAGAGCUCGAAGUUCGAAUGGAACUAUCGUUACCAGGUUUCGGAUUACAGGAUCUAUCGUAUCCCAGUUCGUUCCCUAGUCCACCACUAGACGACCUGGGAGACGACUCCGCACGAGCCUGGUAUUAUUAUCUUGCAGAAAUUGCAUUACGUCGGUUAGCAAACCGCAUUUUAUACAACCUAUUCCGUCACCAAGACAAAGGUCGCUUUCCACGGAUCGUAGAUAUGGUCGAAAUGACCUCAGCAUUCGAAUCACAAGCCAUCGACUGGAUGGCCUCACUCCCCCCAAUCUUCUCCCUCCAAACGCCCGAAGAACAAGACGACGUCCUCAAAUUCGUUCUUCGUGGCCACCUCCUCGACUGCUAUGAAUGGAUCUAUUUUCCCUUCAUGGCUGAAACCAUCAACUACGGACGCCGCGACCCGAUACUCGACGAAUACACCCGCAAAGGUCUACAAAUGUGUGCCGAGCGCAUCCGCAAAAAUGAGCCUGGGUUCCAGCACCGACAUCACGGCGCAUGGCUAAUGUUGCGGACGUGCACGCGAAGCGCGCUGAUCUUGUUGGCGGCUUGUCAUAGCCAAAUGGUGCAAGACCUGAUGCCGCAGGGAUGGAAGGAAGCUGUCCUCAGCGCAAUGAACAUGUUGCGGUUUUGGGAAGAUGAGGUUGGUGAUGCACAAGAUCGGCUGCAGAUUCUGACUGUCUUGAUGGCAGAGGUGAGCUGCGACUUUGAGGAGGAGACCUCAAUGCAAAAAUUUAAACGCCGUCUUAAGGAAGAACCAUUGAUCCCACUCGGCUGCGCCGCAACAUGCUACGCCCUCUACCGCGCCUACCGCUCCGGCAAAGCCAAAGACUCCAUCGAAAUGAAUCGAAUGUUCCGCGCCCGCAUCUACGCGCAAUUCUUUACGCUGCUAGCCGUCGUCGCGGGCGGAAUGUACUACAAGACAGAGCGCAAGCAGCGCCGCGAAUUCGAGAAAAAGGUCGAAGAACGAAAGUCGCAGGAGAAGAGGGAUGCGUGGUUGAGAGAGUUGGAGGCGAGAGAUAAGGAGGAUAAGGGAUGGAGGGAGAGGCAUGCUGCUGUUUCGGAGGCGGCGAAUCAGGGUGCUGUCACGAAGGAGUCGGCGGUGACGGCGAAGAAGGAGAAGAAGGAGAAGAAGAAGGAGGAAGACAAGGAGACUGCGGUAGAUAAGAAUGUGAAUCAAGCGCCAACGGAGGAAGGGGAUGAGAAGAGGGGGGCAGGAAUACUGGAUGCUGUCAAGGCGUUGGUGCAGGGGAAGAAUGAUUAA
This is a messenger RNA of Talaromyces amestolkiae, 2436 nucleotides long. RefSeq lists its product as uncharacterized. Gene Ontology annotation, molecular function: zinc ion binding; DNA-binding transcription factor activity, RNA polymerase II-specific. The record is from RefSeq and is a predicted model, not a curated record. The coding region runs from base 1 to 2436 and encodes 811 amino acids. NCBI's taxonomy places the organism in Eukaryota, Fungi, Ascomycota, Eurotiomycetes, Eurotiales, Trichocomaceae. The transcript has 7 exons. Gene Ontology annotation, biological process: regulation of DNA-templated transcription.